AUUCAAAAUAAAAAAGAAGCAGAUGUAAAUAAAUACCGUUGUUCGUGAACUUCGUGAAGUGAUAGGUGAUGAUUUGUAUUUGAUAUACUUUUUUUUUACUUGAAGUACUUGAAGUGUUAUUAAAAAGUUUGAAACGUAUGGUUAAUUAGUACUUUUCAUCAUGAGUGACUCCCGUGAAGUUCAACCCAAAAGGCCUGCAAGUCCCUUCAAAACGGUGUUACUGAAACUGUUCCUUUGCGUAAGAUUUUACCUAGACUUACUGAUAGAUUAUAUAUUUGGAUACUUCAACGAUUCCAAAAGAAUCUACAUUAAAAAAUGCACCGAUCCUAUCAUCAUGCAAAGUGCCACAUCAUUAGCGAAAAAAAUCAGGAACCGCGAAUUGAAAUCCGAAGAAGUCGUUCAAGCCUACGUCAAUCGAAUCAAAGAAGUCAAUCCCAUCAUAAACGCUUUAGUCGACUCGAGGUACGAGGCAGCUCUGGAAGAAGCCCGGCAAAUCGACAAAGACAUCCAAGAUGGCACAAUCAAGGACACAGAUUUCCAAGACAGACCAUUUUUAGGUGUACCGUUUACAACGAAAGAAUCUACCGCUGUCGAAGGACUGUCGUUUACUUUUGGGAUAAUAAAGAGAAAAGGGAAAAAAGCUCCGUACGAUGCUGAUUACGUGGCACUCAUUAAAAGAGCGGGGGCUAUUUGUUUGGGUGUAACGAAUGUACCGCAGUUGAAUCUUUGGCAAGAAACACACAAUCCCAUAUACGGAAUCACUAAUAAUCCUUACAAUACCACCCGAAACGUGGGUGGUUCAUCCGGAGGUGAAGCGAGUCUAUUAGCAGCCGGUGGAACUUCAAUCAGUCUUGGUACCGAUAUCGGUGGUUCCAUAAGAAUUCCGGCCUUUAUGUGCGGAGUGUUCGGCCACAAGCCUACGUCCCAUUUGAUCUCGACCAAAGGGAUAACGUUUAGAAAGGGCGACGAAGGUGAAACGAUGGUAAACACAGGACCGCUCACCAGGAAGGCCGAGGAUUUGACGGCUGUUCUGAAAAUCCUCGUUUCUGAUAGCGGUGAUCGAUUGAAAUUAGACGAACCCGUUCACAUUCCCAACGUACGAAUUUCGUACGUUUCGAAUCCCAAAGAUCCCACCGUCAGUCCCUUUAGAGACGACACGAAGAAUUGUUUAUUACGGGCCGUGAAUCACUUCGAAGAAAUUUGUAACACGCCGCCCGAAGCGGUUGAAUUCGAAGGUACGAAAUUCGCUGGAAAAUUGUGGAAAUAUUGGAUGAGCCAGGAAUCCGGAGUGGAUUUCAUGAAGGACAUAACCGAUCGCACAGGAGAAGCAAGGCCUGUUAUAGACACCAUUAAGCAUUUUACUGUCGGUAGCGAUUACACUACUUCUACUAUAUUCAAUUUCAUCAACAAGUUACUGCCGAUGCCGAAAAAGGAGUGGGCCGAAUCGGAAACGGAGAAAUUGAAGAAGCAAUUAUUAGAGAAAUUAGGCGACAAUGGCGUAUUGUUAUAUCCUUCGGCGCCGUUUCCAGCUAGCUAUCACCACGCGUCGUACUUGCGCCCGUGGAAUUUCCACUUUUUCGUCAUUUGGAACGUCUUGAAAUUCCCCGUGACUCAAGUGCCCAUGGGGCUGAGCAAGGACGGUCUGCCUGUGGGUAUACAAGUGGUAGCGGCUCCUUACCAGGACCAUCUAUGCAUAGCUGUGGCUAAAGAACUGGAGAAGGCUUUCGGAGGUUAUGUACCACCGUUUGAAACCAGCUAAUUCUAUUUUUUAAGGAUCUCCUCUUGUUAGUACUUUAGAGAUUACGUCACGUUAUCGUUUAAAGGAUCAGAAAAAUUUGUAUCUUCAUGGUGGGUUUUAUCGGCAGCGUAUUUUUGAGGUGAUUUUUUUAUUGAAUAAAUGUUUUAUUAUUAGCAUAUUGUUUGUAUAUGAAAUUGGUUUAAUGAAAUCACAAGUGUUCAAAAGAACAAUAAGAAGAUAAUGAAGAACAAGACUAGAUUUCUUCAUAAGUAAAACUUACAUGUAAAUUUAGUAUCAAAAAAAGGCUUUGUUUAUAAAAUAAUAAUUUGAAUUACAAUUUUUAACAAUACUUAUCGAUCUAAAAAAUAAAUA
Molecule: messenger RNA, 2110 nt
Organism: Phyllotreta striolata
Lineage: Eukaryota; Metazoa; Arthropoda; Insecta; Coleoptera; Chrysomelidae
Source: the annotation of a GenBank genome assembly